Molecule: messenger RNA, 1707 nt
Organism: Nilaparvata lugens (brown planthopper)
Lineage: Eukaryota; Metazoa; Arthropoda; Insecta; Hemiptera; Delphacidae
Product: ATP synthase subunit C lysine N-methyltransferase-like
Exons: 2
Coding region: 250-582 (110 amino acids)
Biological process (GO): regulation of mitochondrial ATP synthesis coupled proton transport; peptidyl-lysine trimethylation; positive regulation of proton-transporting ATP synthase activity, rotational mechanism
Cellular component (GO): mitochondrion
Molecular function (GO): protein-lysine N-methyltransferase activity
Source: RefSeq, a predicted model, not a curated record
GAUCAAUAUUUUGAUGUAGUGAGAGCGGUGAGGAGAGGAGUCAUCUUUAUAGGUUAGAAUUAUUGUAAAGUCAUUAAAAAAUGAUUAUAGAAAAAUAAUUUUAGUGAUAGGAUAUCAAAUUAAAUACUUAUACAUUAAAUAUAUAAUUUUUUAGCAAAUUUUUCUCAACUCUCAAAUUUAUCUUACAUUUUAUGUUUGAAUAAAUGAAAAUGUAGUAGUUUUCUGGUAAAAAUACAUGUUUAUGGUUUGAUGGUUUUAUUUGCGAUGGAGAAUAUUUUAAACAAUACAUCUACAACCAACUCUGUAGAAAGUAAUUUUAAGAUGACCGAAAAAUCAAAGUCUUUUUCAACAUUUGGCACAGCUUUAGCUUGUAUAACUGGUGGUGCAGCCGUGUUAUUGACUGUUAUCAGUGCACCCUUUGUUUCACCAGCUCUACGAAGAAUCUGUUUACCCUAUGUUCCUGCUACAAAUGCUCAAGUGAACAAUGUACUGGAAGCACUUGUUGGUCGCAAAGGCCGUCUUAUUGAUUUAGGUAGUGGUGAUGGACGAAUAGUAAGUACAGUUUACAUUACAAUUCCUUAGCGAUGGCUUGAGGCGCGUGAAUAGAGCAGCCAAGGUUAAAGCAAAUACUAUUAAAUUCACUAAAUUUUAUUAUUCAUUUGAUUUUAGUUAAAAUUUUCGUUUCCAACCAAAGUAUAACAGUCGUGAGGCCCAUUGACGGCCUCAAUACGUAAUAUAUAUUAAGGCCGUCAAUAGGCCUUACGACUGUCAUAUUAUAUUCCUAUUUACGACAAAAAUUACAUAUUCAGGCGAGGUGGAACCUUCCCGCAAUGGACUCCCACAAAUAAAAGCCAUAAGAAUGUACUUGUUUUAUUGGAUUUCCAAGUUUUCAUGAACGUUCUGGCGUCAGAAGAACUGGAAGUGUUGCUACUAUAUUGGUUUACGAUUCAUAUAUCUAAUAAAUCAUCGAAUCCAAUGAAUUUUAUAGGUUAUGUGCUCCAGCCACGACGGCUUGAUACUUACUUGAUACUUGAUGUCUGGGUCGUUGACUGGGGGUUCCAGAUAGACCGCGUCGUAGUCGUGCAUCCAGCCGGGUUAUCCGACAGGAAAAAUCUGGAAGCUCUUCUGAUUGCUUGUCAAUCGUGUUCGUGGAACUUUCAGGAUCCUUGCUGACCGUGUAUUGUAGUUGUGAACCUCAUUCCUCCUUUUCAUUUGUUCAUUAUUCUUCUAUACAUACAUCAAUGCAACGAAAAUAUAUUGGCUGUAAACAGUCAUUAUUUGAAGCUUUCUGAACAGCGGCCUGCAAUGUUCCAAAUGAUUGGAGAGUAUCCUGACGACGCGCAAAUAAUCAAUUCAUAAUGAGUUGAUUCGUUAUUUUUUUAGGCAGUAUUAUAUAUUUCAAAUAUAUUUAUCUAGCCUAUAUAAUAAGAGAGAGUAGGGUUGUGUUUGUUCGCAUCAAAACAUGUCAACUUGUGGAUUGCAUACCGGAAAAACUGGAAUGAUUUAGAUCUCCAAAUUUUGCACAUAGAUUCUAAAAAUAUCAAUCUUAUGCACCUCGAAGCCCAAAUUUCAAUUUUCCUUCUAGAUUUUCCGUAAUUGAUGAUAAAAUUUCAUUUAUGGGACAUACGAUUUCAUACAGCGAAUUCACCAAAUCAUAUGAUAGAAAUUAAAAAAAAACAGCUAUUUAUUAUUGCUUUCUACCUGAUU